Molecule: messenger RNA, 975 nt
Organism: Vigna umbellata (rice bean)
Lineage: Eukaryota; Viridiplantae; Streptophyta; Magnoliopsida; Fabales; Fabaceae
Product: heat shock factor protein HSF24-like
Biological process (GO): regulation of transcription by RNA polymerase II
Cellular component (GO): nucleus
Molecular function (GO): RNA polymerase II cis-regulatory region sequence-specific DNA binding; DNA-binding transcription factor activity
Source: RefSeq, a predicted model, not a curated record
UCAUAAAAGUUCCUCUGACUAACACAAAAAUUGACAUCACCAACCUUCCAAAUUAACAGAUAGAGAAAAUGGCGACCAGAAAAAAUGUGUAGAUUUGAAUAAUAUUAGGCUCACGUGCGAGAGAAAGUAAAAAAAAGCAGGAGAAAAAGAAACCACUGGGAAGACCAAAGGGAAAAAGUCCACCUUCAACGGCAGCAGCAGUGGGUUUUUUGUAGCUACCAAGUGGUAGGUGUGGAUGCUAUAAAAAGAAGAGUGUGUAGAAUACGAAGCUGUUUAGGCAACACAAAUGAAUAGGUAAUCAUAGAGUUAGACUUGUGCACAAUAACAUAAACAAGCAUGGUUGAUAACAGUGUGUUAGAGCUGAACCUUGGUUUAGGUAACAACAACAACAAUAACAACGUUGUUGUUGGUGGUCAUGCACAUGCAGGACAGUCACCGAGGCAAAGGUGUCCGGCACCAUUUCUGUUGAAGACGUACGAUCUGUUGGAAGAAGGUGAGAGUGAAGAUAUGACAAGAAUAGUGUCGUGGAAUGAAGAAGGAAGUGCCUUUGUUGUGUGGUCUCCUGCAGAAUUCUCUGAGCACACCUUGCCUAGAUAUUUCAAGCACAACAACUUCUCUAGCUUCAUUCGCCAAUUGAACACUUAUGGAUUUAAGAAAAUGUCAUCGAAAAGAUGGGAAUUCAAACACGAGAAAUUUCAGAGGGGUUGCAGGCACAUGCUAGGUGAAAUCACAAGGAAAAAGUGCGAGCCAAGUGUUUUUCCUGCAUACCUUAAGUCUUCUUCUGAGGAAAAUGCAACGAGUUCCACAGAAGAAAACAAUCAGCAACUUCUUAUGGAGGAGAACAAGAACCUUAAGAAGGAGAGAUUAGAGCUUCAAAUGCAGAUUGAUGAGUGCAAAGCACUUGAAAUGAAGUUGCUCGCAUGCCUCUCUCAGUUUAUGGACACCCAACAAACUAAAAUUAGGAGACUUUGUUAA